Molecule: messenger RNA, 2713 nt
Organism: Lampris incognitus (smalleye Pacific opah)
Lineage: Eukaryota; Metazoa; Chordata; Actinopteri; Lampriformes; Lampridae
Gene: yif1b
Product: Yip1 interacting factor homolog B (S. cerevisiae)
Exons: 8
Coding region: 91-1011 (306 amino acids)
Biological process (GO): endoplasmic reticulum to Golgi vesicle-mediated transport
Cellular component (GO): endoplasmic reticulum-Golgi intermediate compartment; endoplasmic reticulum membrane; Golgi membrane
Source: RefSeq, a predicted model, not a curated record
AAUGACUCCGUGCUGCUCUCCCUGUUUGGGUUCAUAGCGCCCACUAAAAUUAGGCUGUCUGUAAGAUUACUUAACCACUAAAGUGAUCCAAUGGAUUACACCUCAACGCCAAGUGGAUACAGACAGCAGCCUAAGAUGCGUCUGAGGAAUACUUCACCAGAUGGUCCAGAUGACAGCCAGCUGUUUGAGGAUACCAGUGGAGUUGGGCCUAAAGCACAGAUGGGGGGCUACAGAAACCAGCAGCCUGUGCCUCAAGCAGCAGGCUUUCCUGGUCCAUCCCUGCUGGCAGACCCGAUGUCCAACCUGGCCAUGGCCUACGGCAGCUCUCUGGCAUCCCAGGGGAGAGAGAUGGUGGACAAGAAUUUGGACAGGUUCAUCCCGAUCUCUAAACUGAAGUACUACUUUGCUGUCGACACGAUGUAUGUGGGAAAAAAGCUCGGCCUCUUGGUGUUCCCUUACAUGCAUGAGAAUUGGGAGGUUAGCUACCAACAGGAUGUUCCCGUGGCCCCGCGCUUUGACGUGAAUGCUCCUGACCUCUACAUUCCAGCCAUGGGCUUCAUCACCUAUGUGCUCGUCGCCGGGCUGGCCCUGGGUACACAGAACAGGUUCUCUCCUGAACUGCUGGGAGUUCAGGCUAGUUCAGCGUUUGUGUGGUUGAUUAUGGAGGUGUUGGCAGUCCUCCUCUCCCUUUACCUCGUCACUGUGAACACCGACCUCACCACAAUAGACCUGCUGGCUUUCUCGGGCUACAAAUACGUCGGGAUGAUCGUGGGCUUGGUGGCAGGCCUGUUGUUUGGGAGGGCAGGAUAUUACCUCUCUCUGCUGUGGUGCUGUGUUGCCAUCUUCGUCUUUAUGAUUCGCACUCUGCGGCUUAAACUCUUAUCGGAGGCAGCGGCAGAGGGGAGGUUGGUGAGAGGAGCCAGAAACCAGCUGAGGAUGUACCUCACCAUGUCCAUAGCCGCAGCACAGCCCGUCUUCAUGUACUGGCUCACCUACCACCUGGUUAGAUAAGAUUUGGCACACAGAGACACUCUCGCUUACACACACACACACACACAUGACACUACGCUUAGAUGAAAAGUGGCAAGAUCAUGAUUGUGUAAAUAGUAUUUCCUCAUCCCAAACAAGCACAGAUGCACACAUUCAACUUCACAAGACUCGACUGUCGUGACGAAGACACGCUGAUGAUGGAUAAAGAUGUGAGGCGUCGCUGCCUUUUCUUGUACCGCAUAACUUGUCACGUUUUGUAUCGUCUUUUUUUUACUUAACGACUCAGCAAGUUUGUAUCAUCUCCACUUGGCUUUAAUUGUUUUUUUUUUAUAUUGUAUAAUUAUUAUUGUUUAAUGUAUUUUUUAGGCAUAUAUAUUUAUGCAAUUGUUUUACGGAAGUAUUAAGUGAGCUGCAAGGGUCCGUGACAUCUCGUGGGAUUUUUUUUGGGUCUAUACGAGGAAUCCACGUCGUCGAUAAACUGAGCCGUUCAAUCCGCACCAUGAAAGAGCCUUUGCCCUGAGGCUGACUAAUUUAGGGUGUUUAUUUCACAGAAGCGAACAACCCACCAUACAGGGGAUCAACUCUAGGGUCUCCAGACUAGUUCAGCUAUUUUAACCCCUUUUUCGCAUUCCUGGAGCGUCGUUUUCCUAUAUGGCAUUGAUAAUUGGGGAAGAAAAGGAUCGUGCCAGGAACGUAUGUUGUUCCUAGCGCGGUCUCGUUGUUGGGGAGCUUCCGUGUUAUGUCAGAGAAACCAGAUGUCCACAUCGAUAUCCUUCUGAGGUUGUUUGACGGGAUUAUUUAACGUGUAGAGCUUCAUUUAUUAGGCAUGACGGUUAUGAUGCUGGUAUGGAAAUAGUAUGUUUGCCGUACAUCCUGGAUUUUACUGGUGAAAAUGGCACGUGUAUAAUGUUAUGUUAAAUGUGUUAGCUUUGCUGCCUCAAUGUUUAGUACGACAACCAACUGUGUAAGCCAUGAUGGCAUGCUAAAGGGUAGUUCAUGAGGAGGCAUCAUUGUUCUUUUUUUCUUUUCUUUUUUUUUCUUCUUGUCCAAUUACCCCACUCUGAGCCAUCCCGGUCGCUGCUCCACCCCCUCCGCCGAUCCGGGGAGGGCUGCAGACUACCACAUGCCUCCUCCGAUACAUGUGGAGUCACCAGCCGCUUCUUUUCACCUGACAGUGAGGAGUUUCGCCAGGGGGACGUAGCAUGUGGGUGGACCCCCCCCCCAAGUUACCCCGAACAGAUGUCCCGAUCGACCAGAGGAGGCGCUAGUGCAGCGACCAGGACACAUACCCACAUCCGGCUUCCCACCCGCAGACACGGCAAGUUGUGUCUGUAGGGACGCCUGACUAAGCCGGAGGUAACACAGGGAUUUGAACUGGCGGGAUAGACCACUACACUACCUGGACACCCCAGCAUCUUAUUCUGAAGAUCUUAAGACACGUUUUUUUUCUUUCCUGCUUUUCAUAUUGAUAGUUAGAAUAAAGGGGAUAGAUAUGAUGGUCUUUGGUUUGCAUGGGGUUUUUUUUAUCCUUGAGAAUACUUGAAGUACUGAAAUCAUUGAAAUUGUGUUUCGCCUCAUCCUGCAUCGGUUAUGUCCUCAUUAAACAUUUAGUCACUAUGACCAUAUCAGAAAUGGAGGUUGGGGGGGGUGGUUCUGCUUCUCAAAUAUAAAAUAAACUGCUCAUUUAUGUCACCGAUUGUCUUUUGGCAAUAAUAAACUUAUA